Messenger RNA from Coccidioides immitis RS, 2038 nucleotides. RefSeq names its product golgi reassembly stacking protein. Gene Ontology annotation, biological process: Golgi organization. The coding region runs from base 73 to 1107 and encodes 344 amino acids. The transcript is spliced from 3 exons. Gene Ontology annotation, molecular function: protein binding. The record is from RefSeq and is a predicted model, not a curated record. Gene Ontology annotation, cellular component: Golgi apparatus. Lineage: Eukaryota; Fungi; Ascomycota; Eurotiomycetes; Onygenales; Onygenaceae.
CUUUUAAUUAUAACUGCAAAACGUGCUGUAAAUUCGCUUGAUAUAAAUAUAUUUCUUGUUUAAUCAUCUCCAAUGUUCGGGGCUUUAAAUCGCUUCAUUGGGAGGCUGGAUUCCGAUCUCCCCAAGCAGCCAACAAGCACCACGGGUGACAACUCCUACGGCUUCCAGAUACUGCGGAAUAAGGACCCGGACCUUCCUCUGGAGCCUUGGUUUGAUUUCAUAGUUGGAAUCAAUGGCCGACUUAUCGACGAACCUGACCCUCACCUGUUUGCGACGGAGGUUCGCAAUUGUGCCGGAACAAGCGUCUCCUUAGAGAUUUGGAGUGCGAAGGGACAACGGACGCACAACGUCGUUAUCCCCAUCCCACCAGAGAAGCCCACAUUAGGUCUCACUUUGCAACUCGCACCUCUCUCUUCCACACAGCAUAUAUGGCACAUACUGUCUAUUCCCUCGCCUCUCAGUCCUGCCUACUUGGCUGGCCUACUACCUCAUUCAGAUUACAUCCUUGGAACGCCAAGUGGGACUUUGAGAGGGGAAGCCGCACUCGGGGAGCUCGUCGAGGACCAUCUGAACAGGAGUCUCACUUUAUGGGUAUAUAAUAGCGAAUUUGACGUUGUACGAGAGGUGGAAAUAGUGCCCAAUAGGAAUUGGGGCGGGGAAGGUGCUCUCGGUGCCGUAUUAGGAUAUGGAGCUCUACACAGGCUACCGGUUGGUCUAGGAGAGGAGGUUGAGGGGCCCGGAGAAGUUGUCUUCGACACAAAAGAUGGAAUCACGGAACAAGUUAAGCAAUCGCCAAAAAUUCAGCCGGGGAAUCAUUUCCUAGUUCCGGCAGAGAUGGCAUCGCUGCCUCCUCUCUCACCGAGUGUUAAUAGUGGGCAGGUUUCCCAAGCCGCAACGACUCAUGGUCGGCAUGGACGGAAAGCUCGACAUGUGCAUACUGUACCAACCUCAUUCGAUGAAUACUUCCGUGAAAGCGAACAGAAAAGCAAAGAAGAGGACUUCGUGCCAUCGCAGGCUGGAACACCGGUUGCGCCUCCGCCGAAAGCGACGGAUCGAGGCAAUGUAACUUCUCCUGGACUUGAAGGCGCAUCAACCCCAGCAGAGUAGCUAAUUCUUGGGGCACUUUUAUUUGGGAAAAACGGCGUCGGGAGUCAAAGAAGCCGUCUUUUGAGUUGUGCUACAUGAGUUUUGUGAGAUACCAUUACGGUCCGGUUUACCAAUAGUAGAUCGUCUCCCUUUUAUUCCAGACAACGGCGAAACCGGGUAAAAUGAAUGCGAAUGUUGGAAGCCACCCCAACUCUCUAGAUUCUACUACAGUACAUAUACAUAUGCCGAGCUCAAAGAUCUUUGGUUGUAAACCGUCGGCCGCUUUGUAAAGAGCUUCAAGACUGGCGUAUUUAUCUUCCCUUGCUAAUCCAUUCCUCCAAUGUUUGUCUUCCCUCUCCAAUCUUCCCUUCCAGCCAGGUUCUUGCGUAGCCACUGUGAGCCACUGCCUGUCUCCAGGAUUCUUCGGCCGCAUCGCGAGCCUUCACAUGCUGCUCUGCAAGCGCAGGAACCUUCUUUUCGUAUUCCCACACCAAAUCAGAAAUGUUUCGCAUGGUAACAGGUAGUAAAGUCCAAGCAGCAAUUGUACCCGCAGUCAAGGGAGUGGCUGUGCGUAAGAAGAUGCCGCGGUUUCGAGAAACGAUUGAUCCGGCCAUGGCAGUUACAAUCACAUAAAUGCUUCCGGGAAGCAGGCGUUCACCAGACUCGCGUGAUGGGGCCAAUGAGGCUAUCGUGCUGGUAAACCUUGAUUCGGCGUUGAGGGCACGGGAGAGGGCAUCAUUGAAGGCAUUCUCGGCAGCGAGGGAGUGAUCGUAGAGGAAGAGUCUUACUUGACGGAUCUGCCUUGCUAAUUGAUCCGUGGGAGAUUCGUAAUUGGAGGGGUUUGAGGUCGUUGAGGGAAGAGGUGUGGAGGAGGGAGUCGGAGUGACAGGGAGUGGUUUUUGGGCCUCGACUGGAGUGCUGUCGCCGUCCUCAUCGUAGAUUGGUUUUCGCU